AUGUUUGCGUGUAAAUUGCAAGCUAUAUGGAUCUUAAUAAUAUUAUUGGCCGUAUCAGUAAAAUCUUCUACGGCGAAUCUUGUUAUUGCCGAUAAAACUACAAAAAAUUUUACAAAUGUGACGGCGGCAAUUGCCCCUGACAGUGGUGGUGGUUAUCCUACACAUCUAGUAUCGAUGGUUGUUCGUGGAUUUCUUACUCUUCUAACUUUACUACGCCUUCACUGGGUUGACUGGACUCAACAGUCGAAAUGGCAUGAAGACAUCGACUUCGAUUCUGAUUGGGUACUAGCGAAUUUUACGUCCCCAUCUUGGGCAGCGGGAUACUACUACGAAACACACACAUAUUUUGGAGAUGAAAACUUGACUAAUAUACUUUGGUGGGAUGGUUGGGUGAAUGGAAUAUAUUGCAAUAAUCUUUAUUUUUAUCUAAAGCAUAUUAUUGACUACAAGCUUAGUUAUCAUUGGAAAAUAAUCUGGGGACAAGAUUGUAGUUAUCCAUUAAAAUAG
This is a messenger RNA of Paraglomus occultum, 507 nucleotides long. The record is from the annotation of a GenBank genome assembly. NCBI's taxonomy places the organism in Eukaryota, Fungi, Glomeromycota, Glomeromycetes, Paraglomerales, Paraglomeraceae.